Magnolia sinica is the source of this 1544-nucleotide messenger RNA. RefSeq names its product (S)-scoulerine 9-O-methyltransferase-like. The transcript is spliced from 3 exons. The record is from RefSeq and is a predicted model, not a curated record. Gene Ontology annotation, biological process: methylation. NCBI's taxonomy places the organism in Eukaryota, Viridiplantae, Streptophyta, Magnoliopsida, Magnoliales, Magnoliaceae. The coding region runs from base 56 to 1138 and encodes 360 amino acids. Gene Ontology annotation, molecular function: protein dimerization activity; S-adenosylmethionine-dependent methyltransferase activity; O-methyltransferase activity.
CCACAUGGUGGUAUAAGCGUCAGCUGUGCUAAGGCCACAAAAGCACAAACAUAACAUGAGUGUCCACGAUCAUGCAAGCCGUCUAGCGGCUGUUCGCCUCGCAGACGGCAUAUGCAUCCCCAUGGCCCUGCAGGCUGCGAUAGAUCUAAAGGUGUUCGAGAUCAUAGCUGAUGCUGGGCCUGAAGCUCAGCUCUCCACAUCAGAGAUGAUCGCCAAGAUGAACACAUCGAAUCCGCAUGCUGCAGCUACCUUGGAACGUAUACUCCGUGUCCUGGUAACGGAUUCAAUCCUCACUCUGUCGGUAAGAUCAGACGGUGAGGGUGGAAGGACCGAACCUGUGUAUGGCCUAACGGAUGAAUCUCGUUUCCUUGUGCCAGAUGAGGACGGCACCUCGGUGGCCUCACUUGUGCAACUGUGCCUCGACAGGGCAACAGUGGAGGGCAUGUAUUAUCUUAAGGACUUCGUAAUCCAAGGGAAACGGCCACCCUUUGAAAUUGUCCAUGGUGUGGAUGUAUUUGAGUUUGGUUCCAAGGAGCCCAAGUACAACAAGCUAUUCCAUGAUGCCAUGAGCAGUUUCUCGGUCAUUGUUUUGAAUGUGUUGCUUGAGGUGUAUAAAAGUUUCAAUGAAGUAAAACAAGUAAUGGACGUGGGUGGAGGCAUAGGCACCUCCAUUUCUUUCAUGGUCUCCCAUUUCCCUCACGUACAUGGUGUUAACUUCGAUUUGCCCCAUGUAAUUGCCAGUGCACCUCAUUAUUCAGGUGUGGAGCAUGUUGAAGGAAAUAUGUUCGAAGGUGUACCAAACGCGGAGAACAUUUUCAUGAAGUUGGUGCUUCACGACUGGGGUGAUGAUCAUUGCAUACAGCUGCUAAAGAACUGCUGGAAUGCUUUGCCCGACGGCGGGAAGGUGAUCAACGUCGACUUCGUCAUCCCUUCCGUAUUGGGCACGGAUGCAAUUUCACGCCGUACAGCUACUGAAGAUCUAAACAUGAUAGCUUACACUUCAGGCGGCAAGGAAAGGACAUUGGCGGAGUUUGAUAAAAUAGCAAAAGCAGCCGGAUUUGCAGAAACAAAGGAUAUUCCAAUCUCCCUGGGCAUUCAUGUGCUUGAAUUCCACAAGAGGCUUUCGCUCAACAACUAGCAUGCUAGAAGAAGUGAGCAAAUGACAAGGCCAUAUUGAUAGAGUGGAGAUUAAAGAGGUUGCACAUGUGCCAAUGUGGCACGUGUAUGUGAGAUCCUAACCAAUCGUCAGAUGGGUCCCAGUUGAAUAUACCCAUAAAUUCAACAACACAUGUUUUGCCCAACUGAGACUAGUUGGAUUGUUGGGUCAGGGUACAUUCAUGAUGGACCCCAUCUAAUGAAUAGCUCAGGAUGGAACACCUCUUAGUAUCUUCGACUGCUACGUGGCUUUGCAUUUCUCCUUAGAGAUAUCUCUAAUAAUCCAUGGGAAGAGAAAGCUAGACUAGUGUUCUUAAUUUUUUCCCCCUCUUUUUAUGUUUUAAAUAUAUCUACUAAUAAAAUAAUGAGCAUGAAGUCCUUCUUAUUAC